ACUCUGAAAAUUUUCUGUGACUUUCUAGGGAGAAGGAGGAGCAGCUGACUCGGGUGACAGAGGUACAGAGGCUGCAGGCCCAGCAGGCAGAUGCUGCCCUGGAGGAGUUUAAGCGGCAGGUGGAGCUGAACUCAGAAAAAGUCUAUGCUGAAAUGAAACAGCAGAUGGAAAAGGUUGAAGCAGAUCUAAGCAGAUCAAAAGUGCUCCGGGAAAAGCAAUCCAAAGAAUUCUCCUGGCAACUGGAAGAGCUCAAGCAGAGAUACGAGCAGCAGGAUGCGCUGGAUUUGCUCGGUUGUCGCCAUUGUUGGAAUUGUCUGGAGGAAUUCUGUCACGCUAACGGUGGCUUUUUAAAAGAUAGUGGAGCUGAAGCUGGAGCAUGAACAGGAGAAGACGCACCUAUUCCAGCAGCACAACGCAGAGAAGGACUGCCUGGUCCGACACCACGAACGGGAAAUCGAGAAGCUGGAGAAGCAGAGUCGCGCUGCCAUGGCCGAGCACGAGAGCAAAACUCAGGAAUGCAGGAAGCGAGAUGGGCAGGUAAUGAUCAAUAAUGUUUGAAAGGCGUACACUCAUUAGAAAAUGCUAAUAAUUGGGGUUUCCUGUUUUCCAGCAUGGUUGGUGAUGUACGCUGUGUGAUCAUUUGCGAAACUGGCACGUAAACGUGAUUUUGUUUUUCUUUUCUUCCUUUUUUUUUUUUCCGCUUCCCCCCUCCCUUCCCACUACUGAAUAGGGCUUUAACUGCAAAAACCACAGGUAGCCAGAUUAAAAAUCCCAUGGUGCGCUAUAACUCGGCCUAUUUAUAAUCUUGUCUCAUUUUCUUUCAUGAUGGAUUUGUUUAAGAAAAAAGGUAUCUGUUCUUCUCCCCCCUCAGCCCUCACAUUCACCCCUCCUUUUCUCCUUCCUGGGCAAAUCCAUAUGAAUUAUGUCUACUUCAUUUGUAUGCUUUUUUUGUUUUAAAUCUCUGCAGGUAACUCACAGAUGGCUUUAUUUCAUUUUUGUCAUUGUCUUAUUGUUUCAGUUUUGCAUUCUAGAUUUGCAUUGUGUGUUUGGCUACGUAUGUCAGAUAUUUGAUGAGACAAUGUGCCUUUUGGAUUGCUUACCAUCACGUUUAUUUUCCUACACACGCAAGCACCCCUCCCAUCCUCCAUCUCUGUGGUCACUGUUGGAAGCCAUUUGGCAGAAUAACCCCCAGCUGGGGUAGCAUUUGACUCUUCAAACUUCUGGACGAAAUGUGCACUGUCAGCAUGGAAAAUGAUCUUUAUUAGUUUUCAGUUUAAAAAAAAAAUCUUACUGC
Meleagris gallopavo (turkey) is the source of this 1294-nucleotide messenger RNA. NCBI's taxonomy places the organism in Eukaryota, Metazoa, Chordata, Aves, Galliformes, Phasianidae. The record is from RefSeq and is a predicted model, not a curated record.